Messenger RNA from Portunus trituberculatus (swimming crab), 2304 nucleotides. Its product is annotated as potassium channel subfamily K member 18-like. The coding region runs from base 1025 to 2221 and encodes 398 amino acids. The transcript is spliced from 3 exons. Gene Ontology annotation, molecular function: potassium ion leak channel activity. Gene Ontology annotation, cellular component: membrane. Gene Ontology annotation, biological process: potassium ion transmembrane transport; stabilization of membrane potential. NCBI's taxonomy places the organism in Eukaryota, Metazoa, Arthropoda, Malacostraca, Decapoda, Portunidae. The record is from RefSeq and is a predicted model, not a curated record.
AUAGACUAGAAAUGUGAACUGCAGUGUUGUGGUGAAGUGUUGUGACCAGGAGAGGCAGUGUUGUGGUGAGGUGUUGUGACCAGCAGAGGCAGUGUUGUGGUGAGGUGUUGUGACCAGGAGGAGGCUGUGUUGUGGUGAGGUGUUGUGACCAGGAGGAGGCAGUGUUGUGGUGAGGUGUUGUGACCAGGAGGAGGCAGUGUUGUGGUGAGGUGUUGUGACCAGGAGGAGGCAGUGUUGUGGUGAGGUGUUGUGACCAGGAGACUGUGUUGUGGUGAGGUGUUGUGACCAGGAGACUGUGUUGUGGUGAGGUGUUGUGACCAGGAGAGGGUUGAAAUGCAAAGGGUUUGUUGAUGACGUGGGAGAAUAGAUAAGUUGUGAGAAGAUCAGAUAAAUUGGUACGCAAGGAUAAGAAAGAUAAGAAAAUUUGCAGACACGAAAGGAAAAUAAAGAGGAGGAAGAACAUUAGGAAAAAAGAGAUGAUUAAAAUUACGUGAGAGAAUAGAUAGAUAGUGAGAAGAUAAGAUACCUAACUGCAAAAGGAUAAGGAAAGUUAGACACGAAAGGGAAAUAUAGUGAAGUGAAGAGGAAGUAAAUUAAGGAAAAGAGUGUUGAGAAUAGAGAAAUUGGUUUAAAAUGAUAAGAAAACAAAUACAGUCAAGAGGAAUUUAAAGAACGUUGCAAAAAGUCAAUUGAUGGUGAAAAGACAGCUAAAUUGAUACAAAGACUAAAAAAAAAAAGAAAGUUAAUGACACGAGGGGAAAAAAAACUAUAGCAAAAAUACAAUGAAAAAAACAACGAGAAAAAGUUAGAAGAUUGAAAAAAAAGCGCGGGAAAAUUAGUGAAAAGAUACUUAAACUGAUACAAGGACAAAGAAAACACAAAAACACACUGAAACGAAAGAAAACAAUGAAACAACAAGCACACAACGAAAUAAAACAAAUAAAACAACAAAACAAGAAAAAACACUAAGCUUACGAGUGAAGGAGUAACACCAUUCAUUAACCAAAAGAAGACCAAAACAAAAAUGGCUGUAGAACGUGGCAGAGGAUCAUCCCGGCACUCACACCCACCCGUACACCCACACCCACACACACACCACCCACACCCACACGCACACGAGUACCCACACCCGAGAGACAGCCAGCAAGCCCACGGUCACCCACACAUGUACCGAAAACCACUAGGAGAAAAGAUAAAGGACUGCUGUAGAUCAACUAUUGCAUUCGUGUUCAGCAACGUAGGGGUGUGUGGACUAAUGGUCGGGUACACGAUAAUGGGCGCCUUCCUCUUCUCCCACAUUGAAAAGGAGGAGGAGGAGGAUGGAACAGAGGCGGUGAUAGAUGCAGAUGACCUAAGGAACAAAACUAUAGAGCGUCUCUGGAAUGUUACUGUGGCUCUUAAUGUGUUGGAUGAAGGAAAUUGGAGGAGCAACGUGACAGGAAUAGUGCAGAGUUACCAGAGGGAGGUCGUCGACUUGGUGGGAAACGGAUGGACUGGUGAGACGACUACUAUUAAAAGCAAGUGGAGUAUUGAAGGAUUUCUACCCCUCACUGUUAUCACGACUAUCGGCUAUGGACACAUCUCCCCGAACACCCAGCUGGGGAAGGUGAUGACGAUAGUGUACACCAUGUUCGGAAUGCCAGUCUUCCUCCUCUAUAUGGCGAACAUGGGGGACAUUUUAGCCAAGAGUCUGAAAUGGACGUAUGCUAAAAUCUGCAUCUGCCGCCGACCCGCACCCCGCUACGACCCCAGUGUGGCGUGGCGCUCAGCUGACAUGGCCCUGCGAGCUCCUGUAGGCGGUGACGACGUGGCAUCUAUAGAAAGCUGGAAUGCUGAAGGGGAACCAGAGAGAACGGAUGUCACAAACGUUAACAUCCCAAUCACAGUGUCUUUAGUCAUCAUGGUGGCUCUGCUGUACGGAGGCACGCUGCUGUUUGAGAAAUAUGAGGACUGGGACCCACUCACAGCAUUCUACUUCUGCUUCAUCUCCCUCACAACGAUUGGUUUUGGUGACUAUGUGCCGGGUUUGUCCACCACGGCGCCGAAUGCAGAGGGGGACGAAGCGGUCAAGGAUACGAGUUUCAUUUACUGUUCUCUGUACCUCAUGUUCGGCCUGGCGCUCCUCUCCAUGUGCUUCAAUCUGAUGCAGGAGGAGGUGGUGCACAAGAUCACUGCCUGUCUCAACGCUGUCAGGUUCUUCAAGAGGCGAGAGGCAGAUUAGUAGACGCUAGUGGUGGUGGUGAUGGUGGUAGUAGUAGUAGUAGUAGUAGUAGUAGUAGUAGUAGUAGUAGUAGUAGUAGUAGU